Messenger RNA from Cercospora beticola, 967 nucleotides. RefSeq lists its product as uncharacterized. The record is from RefSeq and is a predicted model, not a curated record. NCBI's taxonomy places the organism in Eukaryota, Fungi, Ascomycota, Dothideomycetes, Mycosphaerellales, Mycosphaerellaceae.
GUCAGCUGCCAUGCAGCAGGAGCAGCAGGCCAUUGUAGCUACGCUCGUGCAGUCUCCCAAACCACGUCCACCGUAGCCGUCUCAUCCACCUCACGCACACGCUCUGCCACCGCCCAUGGCCUGUUCCCCCUCAUCCAGCACCACCGCCACCAGCAACUCCAUCCCAUUGCCACCGCCGUUGCUGCGUCUGCCGCUCGAGCUGCGCCAGCACAUCUACUCGUACCUGUUGCCGCGCGAGAACGUGUCGCAUCCGCUACCCUCGGUCGGCAUCACGUCCGUCGAUCACCGUCCACCUUCGCGACCGCUCCUAAACAUCCACCCUGCCCUGACUGCCGAGAUCCUCGACUACUUCUACUCCAUUUCCACGUGGAAGCUGGUCUUCAGCCAUGCCUUCAACUUCUUCCGUGUUGAUCCGGAUCUGCGGAAACUGGAGCAAAGUUCCAGCCUGCGAUUGAUCACGAAAGUCGAGCUCGUCUUCUUUUGUGACGUCCUGCUCCUCCAGAGCUACCCGAGCUUUGGCCUGGAGUCAUUCUGCACCGAAAUCAAGCGCCGGGCGACCAGAGCAUGUCAAGUCUUGUCGAAUGCCACUCACUUACGGACAGUGGUCGUGAGCUGGUGCGAUUCGACCAACACUGGCAGAUGGUCUCAAAAGAGCGACAUCAUCGCAGCGCUGCAGGUUUUGGAUACCCAAAGUCCUGGCCUGCGCUUCCAGAUUGGCAGCGUCAGUGCCGAUGAUGUAGAUGAAGAGCAGUUCGCCAUGGCCCUGCAGAAUGUCCUGGGCGUAGGGCAGAGGCUUGACACUGUGCAUCGUGGCCCUGAUCCUGCUUCGGAGCUGAGAAUGUUAGCUUUCGACGUACGACAGGAAAGGUUGAAACUCCUCUCGCAACCUGGCGGGUAUCCCGAGCAACGCAUGACGAGGAACGGCUGGAGGGCUGCACCGUCCUCUCUUCCACCCACUCGCGAAUGA